UAAAAACUGAUAAACCGGAAAACGUAACUGUUAAAUCAAAACCGAAAACAAUUUCAACGAACACGUCUACCGUGUCGCCAAUUAUAUGUCCUGUAUGUAAACAGAACCACUUGUUAUAUCAAUGUCAAACAUUUCAGGCGCUUGAGCCAUCCGAACGGUUUAAAUUAAUUAAAUCCCAACGAAGAUGCGUUAAUUGUUUUUCCGCGAAGCAUGCGAAAGAACAAUGCCACAGUCAAAGAAGCUGUAAAGAAUGUAAACAGCGACAUCACACUCUGUUGCAUUUUCCGAUAAAACCGGAGCAGUCCAGCCUCGCAUCCGAGUGCACUCAUUGCAGGGUCGAACAGUACAAGCACGCGCAUUAUUGGAUCAAGGGUCAGUCGCAACUCUAAUAUCAGAGAACCUAGCCCAAAUUUUGCGACUCCCGAGAAACAAACAAAAUACAUGCAUAACCGGAAUAGGAGGAAUACAGUCGUGGGCUAAUCACACCGCUCGCAUCACGAUUACUCCGUUGGUAAGAACCGAGCCUGUAUACUCGACAACUGCUAUUAUUUUGAAAACUUUAACACAAUACACUCCAAAACGACAUUCUUCCGUAACUAAUUGGAAUCAUAUUGCAGGACUUGAAUUGGCCGAUACAGACCCCAUGAGCUCAGAUCCGAUCGAUAUCGUUAUCGGUGCGGAUUUGUUUGGUCAAUUAUUAUUGGACGGAGUUCGGAAAGGUUCUACAAGUGAACCGAUCGCGCAAAAUACACACCUGGGAUGGAUCCUAUCUGGUCCUACGUCCACUCAUCCUCUUCCUUUCUUUAUAGAUGCCCAUCACGCUACGUUGCUAGAAAAUCUCGAUGCAGAUCUUCGCCGCUUCUGGGAAGUGGAAAAUAUCCCAACUCAAUCAGUGCUCUCACCUGAGGAAGAAAAAUGUGAAUUACACUUUCAAUCCUCUCAUACUCGUACGUCGGAAGGGCGUUACAUAGUUCGACUCCCGUUCAAGAGCGAACCCCCUAUAGAUUUAGGCGAAUCUCGUUUUGCCGCGAUGAAAAGUCUUCUCUCUCUUGAAAGACGCUUUAAAAGCGACCAAGUAAAUACCGAAACUUAUAAAGAAUUCCUCUCAGAAUACGAAGCCUUAGGCCAUAUGGAAAGGGUUCCAACUGUCCCGGUUCAAACAACCAACCAAAUUUAUUAUAUUCCUCAUCACGCAGUUCUUCGCGAAAGUAGUUCGACAACUCGUCUUCGCGUCGUAUUUAACGCUUCCCGCCGAACUUCAAACGGCACUUCUCUAAAUGAUCAUCUUUUAACUGGACCCAAGCUCCAAACCGAUCUAAUUGCAAUCCUCCUCCGGUGGAGAGGAUUCCGGUUUGUAUAUACCACUGACAUCGAGAAAAUGUACCGUCAGAUUUUAGUUGAUACACGAGAUACAGAUUUUCAACGCAUUUUAUGGCGUCCCUCGUCGCAACAGUCCGUUGAGGAGUAUCAACUCUGUACCGUCACGUAUGGCACUAAAUCAGCUCCUUAUCAAGCUCUUCGCGUUUUAAAUCAGCUGGCAGUGGACGAAGGUCAUCAAUAUCCUCUAGCUCUUCCAGUAUUAAAGGAUCAAACUUAUGUCGACGACUGUCUCUUCGGAGCAGACGACAAAGAUCUCUUGCGAACAAUCCGCGACCAGACCAUAAACCUGUUAAACAAAGGCGGCUUUCGUUUACGAAAAUGGGCCAGUAAUGAUCCAACUCUGUUAAUUGAUAUCGAUCCGCGCGAUCACGGUCUUGCGAAAAAUAAACUCCUUAAGAUCGAGGAGACCUGCUCAGUUUUAGGCUUAGAAUGGAAUCCAGAGCUCGAUCACUUUCAAUUUCGAGCAACCAUUUCUUCGAAUUUUGCCAAUACGAAACGCACAAUUCUCUCUCAAAUUGCAAAACUUUUCGACCCGAUGGGGUUGUUAACUCCAGUCGUUAUACCCGCGAAAGUGUUUAUGCAAAAAUUAUGGUCACUACAAUAUGAUUGGGAUGACAUUCUUCCUAACGAGGUUCUCCUAGAAUGGCAAGAUUACUACACUCAUUUACCAGAUUUAAAUAAGAUCACGAUUCCUCGCCAAAUAGCCAAUGGCAUCGCGCUACAUCAGGAAAUCCACGGAUUCGCCGAUGCAUCCACUAAAGCCUACGCAGCUUCGGUUUAUAUAAAAAGCGUCCUCCCAGAUGACAAUGUCUUCGUGGCGCUUCUCGUUGCAAAAUCACGAGUAGCUCCCGUUAAAACAUUAAGCGUACCGAGAUUAGAAUUAUGUGCAGCGGCAUUGUUGGCACGUCUUGUCGUUUUUGUGGAAAAUUCCUUGUCGCUCAUCCAUCACAAUGUCCACUGUUGGACUGAUUCAAGCAUCACCCUCGCCUGGCUUAGCCAACCUCCGACUCGUUGGAAGACUUUUGUCGCCAAUCGAGUGUCGAAAAUUCAGUCUCUUUUACCGAAAGCGCAGUGGCAUCAUGUUCCAACAAAUAGCAAUCCUGCUGAUUGUGCAACCCGCGGUCUAACGCCAUCGGAAUUAAAAAUCCAUUCCAUGUGGUGGUCAGGACCUUCAUGGUUAAAACAAGGCGAAGAACGAUUUCGUUAUUUUCACACCGCCUCGAAAUCCAGUCCUUCGGAUAAGGACGCAUCAGCGAUCCGACCAUCCAAUCCACCCACAGAGGUCCACCAUACAACAGAGGCAUAUGUUACUUGGGGUACCAAGAUUGCGGUGUAUAUCCACCUGACCAUUCUUGGUUUUAGUCCCUACGUAGUUCCAAACAUCCUCCUGCAGGCCCAGUAA
This is a messenger RNA of Osmia bicornis bicornis, 2782 nucleotides long. RefSeq lists its product as uncharacterized. NCBI's taxonomy places the organism in Eukaryota, Metazoa, Arthropoda, Insecta, Hymenoptera, Megachilidae. The record is from RefSeq and is a predicted model, not a curated record. The transcript has 3 exons. The coding region runs from base 644 to 2782 and encodes 712 amino acids.